Messenger RNA from Lobosporangium transversale, 470 nucleotides. RefSeq lists its product as hypothetical. The record is from RefSeq and is a predicted model, not a curated record. Lineage: Eukaryota; Fungi; Mortierellomycota; Mortierellomycetes; Mortierellales; Mortierellaceae. The transcript has 4 exons. Bases 74 to 349 code for a protein of 91 amino acids.
UUUUUUUGUAAAAAUACAAUUACCUCUACAAUCAUCAUUAUUUUUGAGCUGGAACUAGAUCUGUGACUCUGCAAUGAUAGGAUCAACACUUCUCAACGAACGAAGCCGUCAACUGCAACAGGCACAGGCACAGACACAGCGUCAAAACCAGACAUCAAUUCCUAUUCAUUUUUCACCUUUGGCCCAAACCGCUCCUCGGUCACUCUCGCCGGAAGAACAGCUGGCGCGGAUGACUCUUUUGGACGAGCUCAUGGAUGACAUUGGCAUGGGAAAAUUUCAAAUGCAACUCUUGGUUCUCUGUGGAUUGGGGUGGUUUGCUGAUAAUGUAAGUAGCAAUGGCAAAAAAUAAAGGAAAAAAAGUUGAUUUAACAGUAAGAAUUUCUCGUAAAACAUCUAUUUUGUCUUAAACUUGAUUCCAUUCACGUAGAUGUGGCUACAGUGCAUGGCACUGAUUUUACCCCGCGUCCAAG